This is a messenger RNA of Phalaenopsis equestris, 1745 nucleotides long. RefSeq names its product small GTPase LIP1-like. Gene Ontology annotation, biological process: intracellular protein transport. The transcript is spliced from 7 exons. The record is from RefSeq and is a predicted model, not a curated record. Gene Ontology annotation, cellular component: endomembrane system. The coding region runs from base 481 to 1488 and encodes 335 amino acids. Gene Ontology annotation, molecular function: GTP binding; GTPase activity. NCBI's taxonomy places the organism in Eukaryota, Viridiplantae, Streptophyta, Magnoliopsida, Asparagales, Orchidaceae.
UGUCCUUCGAGAGGCAACUGACUUCGAAUCGGAUUUUCGGAAGUACGAGUCUGUAGAAUGCGACCAUAUGAUUGGAUUCCGGCAGUUUACGUCGUUUCGGUGCCAUUUACUUAGCUCGCUCGCACCUAAAUACCCGAGACUGUCUGCUCUCUGCCGCGACCGUGUACCCGCUACCGGAUUUCUGCUCUGCCCUCUUUUGGGUUACGGCGAUUUAUUUAGAUUGCUUGUCAAAUUCAAUGGUAGGGCGAACUGCAGCUCCGGCUCGCUCUAAUUGUGUGGAUGCGUGGCUACUUCAUGAGUUCUCUGCCUAUGGUUUGAAUUGAAUGAAUCUACGCUUAUGAAUCGAGGAGAUAUCGUGUUUAAUCUAUUGCGACGUACUUGGAUCGUGCGGGUUUGACGAUACUUCAUCUGCUUUAGGUUGAGUCUCUUUGUUUCUCCAGCCUUGAAUGCCAGUUCUGUGGACGAAGGCUUGAAGAAAUCAUGAAUUGGAAAGAAAAGGCGAGAGACAAUAGAGAGCAAAGUGGAGCUAUUCCCUGUGGCCAGGUUCGGGUUCUUGUUGCCGGUGAUUCAGGUGUUGGGAAAACAUCAUUGGUCCAUCUACUUGUAAAUGGUUCUGCAAUCUCUCGUCCUUCUCAAACUGUUGGCUGUACAGUUGAAGUCAAGCAUAUUACUCAUGGACGUAGUGGAAGCUCUUCUAGUAGCAUAAAAGGUGAUGAGGAAAGGGACUUCUUUGUUGAGCUAUGGGAUAUCUCUGGACAUGAGAGGUACAAGGAUUGUCGCUCUCUUUUCUACAAGCAGAUCAAUGGUGUUAUAUUUGUUCAUGAUCUCUCUCAAAGGAGGACAAAGUCAAGUUUGCACAAGUGGGCAGCGGAAAUCGCAGCAACUGGGACAUUUUCAGCUCCACUAGGAUCUGGUGGGCCGGGAGGUCUUCCCGUUCCAUAUCUUGUUAUCGGUAACAAAACUGAUAUUGCUCCUAAAGAUGGGGGAAGAGUAAGCAGUGGCAAUCUUGUCGAUGUUGCGCGCCAAUGGGUUGAGAAGCAAGGCCUGCUUCCUUCAAGUGAAGAGCUGCCUUUGAGAGAGAGUUUCCCGGGAAGUUCAGGGCUUCGAUCGGCUGCUAAAGAAGCAAGAUAUGACAAAGAAGCCAUAACAAAGUUCUUCCUCAUGCUGGUCAGAAGGAGAUAUUUUUCUGACGAGCUACCUGCCCCAAGCUCAUGGUCUGCAUAUCCAGUACAAAGCUCUGUACUUCCUUCUGGUGAAAGCUCAAGUGAAGAAGAUCAAUUUCACAGCAAACGGAGUUUAAGUGGGGACAAAUUUAAAUACGAUGUUCUUCCUCCACUUCCUGCACAACGGAAUCUCCCACCACCUCCAACACUUUAUCCACAACAACCGGUUUCAGCAUCAGAAAACUAUAGCAACAAUAGAUAUCCAGUAUCUGGAUCGCUAGCAGCCGGAAGCAGCAAGCAAAGACGAGCAGACAUCAGUGUGUGAUUAAUCAUUUUCUAAAUGAAGACUUCAGUGUCUGCAACUAAUUUCCAUUGUCUAAUGUAUUCUUUUCUACGUCGGUGAAGAAUCCUUGAACUCGUAAUCAUAACCAAAAUGAUAAGCUUCAUCGAGCGUAUUGAAAGGAUGGGCUGGGUUUGUUCGUGCGGUAUCAUUUUUUUUUUCCACACAAACUAGCUGCUUUACUUUGCCAACGGAGCUCACAGAACCUAAUACGUGGGCCUUAUUUCUACUAUUUAUUCUUU